This is a messenger RNA of Lathyrus oleraceus (garden pea), 339 nucleotides long. Its product is annotated as cysteine proteinase inhibitor 1-like. The record is from RefSeq and is a predicted model, not a curated record. The transcript has a single exon. Bases 1 to 339 code for a protein of 112 amino acids. Gene Ontology annotation, molecular function: cysteine-type endopeptidase inhibitor activity. NCBI's taxonomy places the organism in Eukaryota, Viridiplantae, Streptophyta, Magnoliopsida, Fabales, Fabaceae.
AUGAAACUUCAUAGCUUCGCCAUCAUCUUUGUUCUUCUUUUUCUAUCCGUGUUAGAAUUCUCUGAAGCUAUUACUGGUGGAUGGAACCCAAUCAAAAACAUCAAAGAUCCAGAAGUGUUGGAGAUAGCCCAAUUUGCAGUUACCGAGCACCAGAAACAAUCAGGUCAAAAACUGAGUCUGGUGGAAGUAAUCAGUGGUGAGACUCAGGUUGUUGCAGGAUUAAACUAUCGUCUUGUAUUGACGGCAAAAGAUGGAUCUGUUACCAAGAAAUAUCAAGCUCAAGUUGUUGAUCAACUUACCCAUACUAGAAUCCUCACUUCCUUUAAAUCUCUUCCUUGA